Messenger RNA from Chenopodium quinoa (quinoa), 1281 nucleotides. RefSeq names its product serine/arginine-rich SC35-like splicing factor SCL33. The coding region runs from base 211 to 960 and encodes 249 amino acids. Gene Ontology annotation, biological process: mRNA splicing, via spliceosome. NCBI's taxonomy places the organism in Eukaryota, Viridiplantae, Streptophyta, Magnoliopsida, Caryophyllales, Amaranthaceae. The transcript is spliced from 7 exons. Gene Ontology annotation, molecular function: RNA binding. Gene Ontology annotation, cellular component: nuclear speck; cytoplasm. The record is from RefSeq and is a predicted model, not a curated record.
AAAAUGUCACCCGCAUUAUAGGACCCUGAGGUUGCCGCACAUCAUUUGCAGCAAAUACUCUGUACUCGUAUUAUCUCUCGUCGUUCCACUUGAAUCUUCAGCAGACCUCCAUUACUCUCUGCUCUCUCUAUCCAAAUUCGUUUCUCAGGUUAUUUUCCCAUUUCCGGCAGAUUAGGGUUUCAAGUUGUUAUUACAACUGUGAUUGUGAUUAUGAGGGGAAGAAGUUACAGCCCUUCACCCCCUAGAGGUGGCUACUCCAGAAGAGGACACAGCCCCCCUCCUAGGGGUCGCUAUUCUGGCCGCGGUAGAGAUCCUUCUACUAGUUUAUUAGUUCGGAAUCUCCGCCACGAUUGCAGACCAGAAGAUCUCCGCAGGCCUUUUGGUCAGUUUGGUCCGCUCAAGGACAUUUACUUGCCUAGGGAUUAUUACACCGGAGCGCCUCGUGGAUUUGGUUUCGUGCAAUAUGUUGACCCUGCAGAUGCUGCUGAUGCUAAGCAUCGGAUGGAUGGCCAGAUUUUUCAAGGUCGUGAAUUGACAGUUGUGUUUGCUGAGGAGAACAGGAAGAAGCCGACUGAGAUGAGAGUAAGGGAGCGGACAAGCAGUCGGCAUGACAGAAGACGUUCUCCUCCUCGUUAUUCCCGUUCACCGCGGUAUUCUCGUUCUCCUCCACCACGCCGUGCCAGAUCUAGAUCUCACAGUCGUGAUGACUAUUCGCCUUCUCCCAAACGAAGACACUCACGGUCUAUUUCACCCAAAGAUGGAAAGCUGAGUCGGGAAAGGUCUUAUUCUCGAGAGAGUCGUGGCAGAUCGUAUUCUCGUUCACCGCAAUCUCCUAAAGUUGCUAAAAGUCGAAGCAGGAGCCGAACUCCUGUUAGGAGUCCAAGCCGAGACAAAAGCAGGAGCCCAUAUCCUGAAGAGCAUCCCAAGGAGCAGAACAGAGAGAGAUCUCCUAGUCAGUAGGCUUCUUUAUUGAUGGUACUUUCUGUGUUGCCAGUCUAAUCGAUAUCUGUUGUUGGCAACUACCUGAGCUUAGAAAAGUCGUAGUAGUAGUAGUAAUGCCUAAUGCCUCUCAUAUUAUAAACAUAUGACUAUCAUCCUAUAGACUGGGAUUGUAGGUUUCUUAUGCUCUUUUUAUUGGGCUAAACAUAUGAUGCUAUCUGGCUUUACUGAAUUUGCUUUAAUGGUGCUGUAAUGGGUGAGAUUUGAAACCUAAGAAUUGAAAAUUUUAAGUUAUAAUUUGGAAAUUUAAGAAAUGGUUAGAGGCAUGGAGCAAUGAUUUCA